AUAUGGUGAUAGCCCUUUUCUGUCUCGAUCUUCAUCUGACCGGUUAAAUGAUGUAACUGCCAAAGGGUCAUGGAUCAAUGAAAAACUAGAAAAGAGAUCUCCUAUAGAUACCAUGAUUUCAUCAUCAAAAGAUGCCAGUAACAGACCAAGAAAAUCUGCUUCAGCAUCUAACAUUGGCAAUUCUGAUGAAGCUCAAAAAAAAUUUGGAAAUGCUAAAGGAAUAUCUUCAGAACAGUUUUUUGGAAACUCUAAAGACACUGAGUUUGAAAGGAAAGCAAAUUUAACGAGGUUUGAAGGCUCCAGCAGUAUAAGCAGUGAAGACUAUUUUGGGGGUGACUCUAGGAGAAGUGCAAGUGCCUCUUCAUAUGCUUCACCCAAUCUAUAUGAUAUAAAAGAAGGUGUUAAAGAUGGAGUGACCAAAGUAGCUGGACGUUUAUCUAGUAUAGCCAAUGGAGUUAUGAGUUCUUUACAGGAUCGUUAUGGUUACUAAGGUGAUGGUUUCUCAUAUCUGUUGAUGGUGCCCUGCAAACAAAGUUGUACAUUCUAGAAAAAGAUUUUCCUGCAUAUGAAAAUGGAAAAUUGUAUUUCGAAAAUAGGAUCUGUUUGUAAUUAAAUUUCUGUUGUAAACAAGCUGGAGAGUUUUCUAUUAAAGUUCUUCUCUAAAGA
Messenger RNA from Stegodyphus dumicola, 666 nucleotides. It is a transcript of the gene ArfGAP3, whose product is annotated as ADP-ribosylation factor GTPase activating protein 3. Gene Ontology annotation, biological process: COPI coating of Golgi vesicle. Gene Ontology annotation, molecular function: GTPase activator activity. Lineage: Eukaryota; Metazoa; Arthropoda; Arachnida; Araneae; Eresidae. The record is from RefSeq and is a predicted model, not a curated record.